UCUCUCUCUCUCUCUCUGUUAAUAGGAAGUCAACAAUCAAUUCAAGAUCAUGGGGGACUCCUCUGCUUCAUAUAUCCACAUGGUACACCACUUGAUCGAGAGGUGUCUUCUCUUCCAUAUGACCAAAGAAGAGUGCAUGGAUGCUCUCUCCAAGCAUGCAAACAUACAACCGGCCAUUACCUCCACCGUAUGGAAGGAAUUGGAGAAAGAGAACAACGAAUUCUUUGAUGACUACGCGAGAACCGAAGAGAACCGCGUGUCUAAAGAGGAGACGAGCCAAAAUAUCCACCCCAUACUGUCUGAUUUCUCCGCCGCAAAAGAUUCCUACAAAUAA
Telopea speciosissima is the source of this 334-nucleotide messenger RNA. RefSeq lists its product as uncharacterized. The record is from RefSeq and is a predicted model, not a curated record. Lineage: Eukaryota; Viridiplantae; Streptophyta; Magnoliopsida; Proteales; Proteaceae. Bases 50 to 334 code for a protein of 94 amino acids. The transcript is spliced from 3 exons.